Molecule: messenger RNA, 1897 nt
Organism: Myotis brandtii (Brandt's bat)
Lineage: Eukaryota; Metazoa; Chordata; Mammalia; Chiroptera; Vespertilionidae
Gene: NAXD
Product: carbohydrate kinase domain containing
Exons: 10
Coding region: 72-968 (298 amino acids)
Biological process (GO): metabolite repair
Molecular function (GO): ATP-dependent NAD(P)H-hydrate dehydratase activity
Source: RefSeq, a predicted model, not a curated record
GGUUUAACGGUGUUUGGGUUGAAGUUUUAAAAAGAGCAUUCUCGCUGCAUAAAGCACAUUCAAUAAAGAAUAUGGAAAAUACUUUUCAAUUGGUGAAAAAUAUUAUACCUCCUCUAACUACCAAGAAGCACAAAGGGCAAGAUGGAAGAAUAGGUAUAGUUGGAGGCUGUCAAGAGUACACCGGAGCCCCUUAUUUUGCAGCAAUCUCAGCUCUCAAAGUGGGUGCAGAUUUAUCCCACGUGUUCUGUACCCGGGAGGCCGCACCUGUGAUCAAGUCGUACAGCCCGGAGCUGAUUGUUCACCCGGUUCUUGACAGUCCCAAUGCCGUUCAUGAAGUGGAAAAGUGGUUGCCCCGACUGCAUGCCCUGGUUGUAGGACCUGGCUUAGGCAGAGAAGAUGCUCUUCUCGAAAACGUCAAGGGCAUUUUAGAAGCAUCAAAGGCCAGAGCCAUCCCUGUCGUCAUUGAUGCAGACGGGCUGUGGCUGAUAGCUCAGCAGCCGACCCUCAUCCAAGGCUACCAGAAGGCCGUUCUCACUCCCAACCACGUGGAGUUCAUCAGGCUCUCUGAAGCUGUGCUGAGAGACCCCGUGGAUAGCAGUGAUCGCCGUGGAGCUGUGCUGAGACUCAGCCAGGCCCUGGGGAAUGUGACUGUGGUCCAGAAAGGGGAGCAGGACGUGAUCUCCGAUGGCGAACAGGUUCUCGAGUGCAACCUACAGGGCAGUAACCGCAGAUGUGGUGGGCAAGGUGACCUCCUGUCGGGAUUCCUGGGUGUUCUGGUGCAGUGGGCACUCCACGCCGGACCUGAGAAAACAAAUGGUUUCAGCCCCCUCCUCGUGGCUGCCUUUGGUGCGUGCUCCCUCACAAGGCAGUGCAACCACCAAGCCUUCCAGAAGCAUGGCCGCUCCACCACUACCUCGGACAUGAUCGCAGAAAUCAGACCUGCAUUCAACAGACUCUUUGAAACCUGAGCCGAUGCAAACGAGAAGAAAGUGAGCACCAUGGUGGGAGAAAUAGCAUUUGUAAUGGGAAAGGCCACAUCCAGUAUGUCUGAAUCUUCUGGGUACCGGAGCAGCACAGGCUGCUUAGGAGGCUUGGAGUCUAGGCUACAUGUAGAGAAUGUAAGAAUUGGGAAUGAACAAUUUUUGGCUAAAUUAAUACGCAAUUUGAGACAUUAUGACACUAAACAAAGUACUCCCAGCAAUAACACAAACAUGGAGAAUCAUUUGAAAAUGAGAAAGUCUUUAACCAAUUCAGCUGAAUUUGUAGGCAUUUGUGCAAGAAGUUCCCCUUAUUAGAUAGUUCUCUCAAAGGGAUCCAGCCAUUCGUUUCCAAAUAGCUUUGAGAAUAAUGAGAUUUGCUUUUUUUAAAUUGAGAUCCACCAAAGGAUGUGGCAUUUACUUUAGCUAAUUUUUAUUUUUCAAACUGUGAUUAUGUUGAAAAGGUCUGGGCAGAAAUACUAAGUACUGGCUGUUUGGGUUAAUUGGUUAAAGUAUUCAGAAUAAUCAGUAAUCAGUUUGACCUUGGAAAUUUUUUUGGAGGCACCAUGGGAAAAUCCAAGAAGGAAACUUAAUGGGACACUGAUACUUGAAUGCCCUGGUGGGAGCUCUGGAAUACCUUGUAUCUUACACUUGCACUUUUUCAUGCCUGUGCAUACAAGUAUGUGUGGUGGCUGGCGGGGCCCAGCAGAGUGUGCAUGAGUGGGUGGGGUGCCAUGUUCUUGAUGUGGCCACUGGUGUGUUCUCUUGGGAGGACGGCUUCAGGAUAAUGGGGCCCUGGGGGGACUGAACAGAGCAUAACAGUAGGCUUUCUGGGUUGAAAAUGGGGGAAAUGGGUGGGUAUGUCCUCAGGAAGAUUUAGAUUCCAUUAAAGAAGUUGAUAUAUCUGAAAUCGUUGUAAA